ACAGACAAGGGAGAGAGAUGUGCAAGAACUCUAAGCCGUUCAGUUGAAGACGAGACAUUGCACAGAGAUGGCCACAUUUGGAGUCCGUGGAAUGGGACAACCUCUGGGUAUCCGGUUGUGUUGCUGCCGCGUCUGUACCUGCAUCAACUUUGGUUUCGUUCUGUCGCGGAUCGGUCUGCUGAAGCUGAUGCAGCUGGGUCUGGCCAUGUUGUGCGAGGGCCUGCUUAUACGGUAUGGUGUGCCCUAUGCGGAUUCAAUUGGUCAGGCCCUGACCGGGUUUCUGGCCACCACGGGUCACUGUUUCACCACCACGGGCAUCCUGCUCAUCUGCUAUGCCUUCUCGGACAAGUCCUACAACCUCAUUCGGCAGUCUUUGUUUGAGACGCUCUUCAAUGGUCUCGCCUGCUGCAUGUACUUCAGCUCCGCCAGCUACAUGGGAUUUGCCUGCGUCGUGUGGUUGCAUCCACAGUUCCUGGUGCGUCCCGGCUUCUGGGCCUAUCCUGCCAUGACGGCCUGCUAUUACAUGGGCUAUGCGGCGGGCAUACUGCAUGCUCUGGAUGCCUAUCUAGCCUUUCGGCAUUUCCGAGGAGCACGCUGAGCUCCUCCAGG
Molecule: messenger RNA, 609 nt
Organism: Drosophila bipectinata
Lineage: Eukaryota; Metazoa; Arthropoda; Insecta; Diptera; Drosophilidae
Gene: sing
Product: MARVEL domain-containing protein sing
Cellular component (GO): membrane
Source: RefSeq, a predicted model, not a curated record